AUGCUCCACCAGAUCCUCAGCCAGUCCAAGAAGCAUCCAAGCUUGAUCCCCCUCUUUGUGUUUAUUGGAGCCGGAGGUGCUAGGGUGGUGGUGUAUGUUACACGGCCGGUAUCGUUCAGUCCAGAUGUUUCUUGGGACAGAAAGAACCCAGAACUCUGGAGCAAACUGGGUCUCAAUGAGCAAUACAAGUUCUACUCAGUGAAUGUAGAUGACAGCAAACUGAAGAAAGGAGGUCCAGAGUUCUAA
Molecule: messenger RNA, 246 nt
Organism: Molossus molossus (Pallas's mastiff bat)
Lineage: Eukaryota; Metazoa; Chordata; Mammalia; Chiroptera; Molossidae
Product: cytochrome c oxidase subunit NDUFA4-like
Exons: 1
Coding region: 1-246 (81 amino acids)
Source: RefSeq, a predicted model, not a curated record